UGACUAUAUAUAUACACUUUGUCUAUUAUCAUUGUGAAAUUAAGAAGCAUCUCUUUUGUGUUACUAAAUUCAUAUAUAUUCUCAAGUUGAACCUCAACAAGUUGUCAAAGCAGAAGUCUCGAAAAGUGCAAUGGAUACUCAAAAAUCCAUUGAAGAUAAAUUCUCAGAGAUACAUCCAUGUUUUCCAGUGAACACAAGAAUAGCUAUAGUUGGAGCAGGUCCAAGUGGAAUAUCAGCUGCUUAUGCACUAUGUAAUCUUGGCUACAACAAUGUGACAAUCAUCGAGAAACAUCGCUCGGUUGGUGGCAUGUGUGAAUCUGUCGAUGUUGACGGAAAAAUUUAUGAUCUUGGAGGUCAAGUCCUUGCAGCAAAUAGUGCUCCAACAAUUUUCCAUUUGGCAAAGGAAACAGGAAGUGAACUUGUAGAAUUAGACUCUCACAAACUUGCAUUAAUCGAUAGCCAAACAGGGAAUUAUCAGGACAAUAAAGUUGCCGAUGAUUAUGUAUCUGUUAUAUCACUGACAUUAGAACUCCAGGACAAAGCAAGGGAUUUAGGUAGAAUUGGAAUUCAUGCUGUGAGUGAUAUUGCUUCUGAUAUGACACCUGCAUUUCUUGAAAGGCGCGGAUUCAAGUCGGUUCCAAAAUCCGUUGCAUACGGCUACACUGCUUCUGGAUAUGGAUUUGUUCAAGACAUGCCUUAUGCGUAUAUUCACGAGUUCACUCGAACAUCUAUGGCUGGGAAAAUUCGACGUUUCAAAGAUGGAUACACGAGCCUGUGGAAGAAAGUCAGUGAAUCUUUGCCGAUAACUGUCAUGUGCCAAACAGAAGUUCUUUCAGUCAGACGUGACAGUACUGGAGUCAAAAUUGAUGUCAAAAACAGCAGUGGUGAUUUCGAAAGUAUGGAGUUUGAUAAACUCAUGUUAUCCGGGGCAUUUCCUUUUAGGCUUGGGAGAACGUAUCGAUCACCAUCUAGUUCCAUUCCAGCAGAUCCUGAAAAUGAAGUGUUGGAAUUGAGUGAACUUGAAAAGGAGUUGUUCAGUAAAGUACAGACCAUCGACUAUUACACGACUGUUCUGAAGAUUAAAGGACUAGAACAUAUGCCAGUUGGAUUUUAUUACUUUGAGGAAUUUAUGGAUGAUCCCGCGACAAUAGGAAAUCCAGUUGCCAUGCAGAGAUUCUAUUCCGAUACGAACAUCUUCUUGUUCUGGUCAUAUGGUAACUCAGCCAACAUCGAGGGUUCAACAGUUUUACAGCUCGCGGUUGAUGCUGUCAAAAGGAUUGGAGGUGAAAUUGAAAUGGUAGUCCUGCAACGACGAUUCAAGUAUUUUCCUCAUGUAAAUAGCCAAGAUAUGAAGGACGGUUUCUAUGACAAAAUAGAAAACCAGCUACAAGGUCAGAAAAACACUUAUUAUGUAGGUGGAUUAAUGGCAUUUGAGCUUACUGAGAGAAAUUCAUCCUAUUCCAUGGCCUUAGUUUCCAAGCACUUUGCAAAUACUGAUCCACAACCGGAAUUUCCUUACGUUAAGAGACUAUUUCCUCUCUUAUCUGAUCGCUUGGAUAAGAAUCCGAAAGCUCUGAAAGAAUCCCGGCAAGUAGAAUUUCCUGAAUUGUCUAGCCUUGAUGGUUAUUUGAAGCACUGGGGUACUCAUAACACCACCUGCAAGAAGACUUUGUACAAAUGGAUUAGUGAAGAAGGAAAAGUAGUCAACGAGAGAACGUAUGAAGAACUUAAUGCUAAUGCUUCUUGUAUUGCUGACAAGCUGUUGUCUAGUCGAAAACCAAUUAUGAAGCAAGGUGACAGAGUUCUCCUAGUUUAUGUCCCGGGGCUUGAAUUUAUCGAUGCCUUCUUUGGGUGCUUAAGAGCUGGAGUAUUGCCUGUCCCGGUACUUCCGUCAGAUCCAAUGCAAAGAGGAGGACAAGCACUACUCAAGAUUGAAAACAUUGCUAAAUCGUGCAACGCAGUGGCUAUUUUGUCAACUGCUGGUUAUCAUGUAGCUGUUCGCGCAGGCUCAGUGAAGCAUCUGAUAUCACUGAACCGCAAAAAUGGAACAAGCUCCGCUCGGUGGCCUAAUCUUCCAUGGAUACACACAGACUCUUGGGUUAAGAAUGCCAAAGAAAUGCAUUCUGAUAGCAAUGACCAGUUUGAGCCUCAACCGGACACCGUAUGCUUUCUACAAUUUACAUCAGGGUCAACAGGAGAUGCUAAAGGAGUUAUGAUAACUCAUGGUGGCGUAAUUCAUAAUGUGAAGUUAAUGCGAAGAAUAUACAAAAGCACAUCAAACACAGUGCUAAUAAGCUGGCUUCCUCAGUACCAUGAUAUGGGACUUAUCGGUGGCCUUUUCACAGCUCUAGUAAGUGGCGGAUCAGCAAUUUUAUUUUCUCCAAUGACAUUCAUCAGGAACCCUCUUAUGUGGCUCGAUGCGAUGAGCAAGUACAAAGCAACUCACAGUGCUGGACCAAACUUUGCAUUUGAGCUCGUUGUCCGGAGGUUAGAGGCUAGCAAAGAGAAGCAAUGGAAGUAUGAUCUUUCAUCACUCAAAUUUCUAAUGAUUGCCGCUGAACCAGUAAGGCAGAAAACUCUCAAGAACUUUAUUGAGCUCACAAGAACUUUUGGUCUUUCCCAAAGAGUGAUGGCUCCUGGCUAUGGAUUGGCAGAAAAUUGUGUGUUUGUAAGCUGUGCUUAUGGAGAAGGAAAACCAAUCUUGGUGGACUGGCAAGGAAGAGUUGGUUGUGGCUGCGUGAAUCAAAAUGAGGCGGAUGUUGAUAUCAAAAUAGUUGAUCCGGAAAGUGGCGAGGAGCACGAGGAAUCUGGAAAGGAAGGAGAAAUAUGGAUCAGCAGUCCUAGUGCAGGGAUUGGAUAUUGGGGCAGGGAGGAACUGACUGAGAAAACUUUCAGAAACAAGCUCGGUUCUGGUUCUGAAAAGGUAUAUACAAGAACUGGAGACCUUGGAAGGAUAAUUGAUGGGAGUUUGUUUAUAACUGGAAGAAUCAAGGACCUCAUUAUUGUUGCUGGAAGAAAUAUUUACCCGUCAGACAUAGAAAAGACCGUUGAAAGCUCAUCUGAAAUCCUCCGCCCGGGCUGUUGUGCUGUUAUUGGAGUUCCAGAAGAGACCUUAUCUAGCAAAGGAGUGGAAGUACCUGAUCACUCUGACCAGGUUGGCUUAGUUGUCAUUGCAGAAGUAAGAGAUGGUAAACCUAUUGGCAAAGAUGUCGCGGAGGAAAUUAAGGCAAGAGUUGCCGAAGAACAUGGUGUCACUUUGGCUUCUAUUAAGCUGAUCAAGCCAAGAACUAUCAGCAAAACAACAUCUGGAAAGAUAAAGAGAUUUGAGUGCUUGAAACAAUUCAUUGAUGGAACACUAGAUGUGGUUCCAGAUCAAAUCUCCUUGAAGCGGAAACUUCUUAGAUCUUUUACUACAGGUUCUUGCAAGGAGGGAAAUAUACCAAGGCCACAUUUGAAUACAACAUCCCUUUCACCAACUCCAAGAUUGAAUAAAAAGGAAAUUAUUGAGUUCCUGAAGGGACUCGUGUCGGAGCAAACAGGAAUCUCUAUCAGCAAGAUUACUACUACUGAAAGCUUAGUCUCUUAUGGUAUUGAUUCUAUUGGUGUAGUCCGGGCAGCUCAAAAACUAUCAGAUUUUCUUGGAGUGCAAGUUGGUGCAAUAGAUAUCUUCACAGCAACUUGCAUCGAGGACUUGGCAAACUUCACAGAGGAUUUGGUUCUAAAAUCACGACCUCACGAUGCAUCAAAUCCUUCUUAUCUUCCAGAUUACUCAGAGGAUGGUUCUUGUAAUGUGAUGGCUGAAGAAGUUUCCCCAUCUCAUCGAUUCGGUAUCAUGCUAUCGCAACUUCUUGCUCUUGUCUAUGCUAUUUUCAUGCUGGUCCUUCCUGCAUACUCAUCCAUAUCUGUGUUCAAGAGCCUGAUUUUGACAAGCCCUAUUCUAAUGACUUCAUUUCCUUGGGCUUGCUAUGCAAUUUCCUUGGUGUUUGCACCAUUUGCUUGGCUUCUAUGCAUAUCUACCACCUGCAUUUGCAUCGGUAUUCUAGGAAAUUCAGUCCUUCAACCAAAUUAUUCCCUGACCCCCGAAGUGUCCAUCUGGUCAUUGGAUUUCGUUAAGUGGUGGGCGAUAUACAAGGCACAAGAAAUUUCAUCUAAAGUUAUGGCAGUGCAUUUGAGAGGAACAGUUUUUCUGAAAUACUGGUUCCAAGUAUUCGGAGCAAGGAUAGGAUCAUCGGUUGUACUGGAUACAGUCGACAUCAGUGAUCCAGCACUUGUUUCGAUAGGAGAUGGAGCUGUUAUUGCAGAAGGAGCUUUAAUUCAAGGACAUGAAGUGAAGAAUGGAAUCCUGAGUUUUCUUCCAGUUAGAAUUGGCAAAAACUGUUUGGUUGGUCCUUACGCUGUCCUCCAGAAAGGAAGUGUUUUGGGAGAAGGGACUGAGAUAGCAUCAUUACAGAAGACAGCAACAUCAAAAUCAAACAGUAUUAAGAAGGUCAUUGAACAGACAAAAGAAGCAGAAGGUGGUGUCAGUCAAGCUAUGGGUGACUUGAUCGGAAUCUACAUUGUCGGAUUCAUAAGCGCUCUCUCAGGAGCUAUCCUUUAUUUCAUGUACAUACUGUUAGCUCAAAAGUCUCCAUCUCUUCAAUACUUCUCCUUGAUAUGUCUCUCUGGAGCAUUCCACUGGUUUCCAUUCACUAUCAUCGCUUACAUGGCCAUUAUUUCAAGUACAUCGUCGAGUCCAACAAUCUUUGCUAUCUCAGUAGCAACUGCUUACUUGGCUCAUGGAUUGAUUCUCAGCUUCCUUACCAUCUUUGCGAGCAGUUUUCUCUCGAAAAAUCAAGAGAACAAACGUGAUACACGAAGGACGUGGCUGAAACAUAGAAUUAACAUUUCCUGUCAUCUCAGAUUUGCUAAACUCCUUUCCGGAACUGAAGCUUUCUGCAUGUACCUGAGGCUCUUGGGUGCAAAAGUUGGAAAACAUUGUUCUAUCCGAGCCAUCAAUGCGGUUUCUGAUCCGAAAUUGAUGUCACUAGGUGACGGUGUCCAUCUAGGUGACUUCAGCAGGAUUGUAACAGGUUUCUAUUCCUCGAGUGGAUUCACGAGUGGUGUAGUUGAGGUACAAGACAAUUCAGUUGUUGGGAGCCAAAGUGUUGUCCUUCCAAGAUCACUUAUUCAAACAGAUGUUAUUCUUGGUGCACUUUCAGUUGCUCCGAUGAAUUCUGUUCUUCGUAGCGGUGGUAUUUAUGUUGGAAAUCAAUCCCUGGUCAUGAUAAAGAACACACAUCACGCGAUGGAUGAAAGGAUCGAAGAGAUGGAUACGAAAUACAAGAAGAUAGUUGGCAAUCUAUCUGCGAAUUUAGCCGCAACAACUCUCAAGGUGAAAACAAGAUACUUUCAUCGAAUUGGUGUUAGUGGAAAGGGAAUGCUCAAAAUAUAUGACAACAUCAAAGGAUUUCCAGACCAUAAAAUCUUUCGAUCUGGCAAAAACUAUCCUGUCAUAGUCCGGCACAGCAACAGCUUAAGUGCCGAUGAUGAUGCAAGACUCGAUGCUCGUGGUGCUGCAUUGAGGAUACUGUCUGAUACAAAUUCAGAUGAUGAAAAACCAAUUCUAGAUUUGACAUUGAAGACGGGGAAAGCAUUCUAUGCUCAGACUAUCUCUGACUUCGCGACAUGGCUUGUUUGUGGCUUAGCAGCAAGAGAGGAGCAUGUGAAACGUGUUCCACAUGUUCGUGAUGCAGUAUGGACUUCACUACGUGAUUCGAACUCAUACACACAGAUGCAUUAUUACUCAAAUAUAUGCAGGCUUUUCAGGUUCACAAAUGGACAAGAAAUGUAUGUGAAGUUCAAGUUGAGGCCUUUUGAUGAAACCAUUACUGAAGAUUCUGGUAAAGUCGAGCCUAUCGGAAUACUUCCUCCAGAAACAGGUGCAAUUCCUAGGAAAGAUAACGACACGCGCCCAUUACUUUUCCUUGCUGAUGAUUUCAAGAAAAGGGUAAGUUCACAAGGCGGCGUUCGCUACAUUUUCCAACUACAAUUCAGGCCUGUCCCUAAGGAUGAAGCAACACAAGACAUCGCACUUGACUGCACUAGGCCAUGGGAUGAAGCUGAAUUCCCAAAUGUUGAUGUUGGAGAAAUUUUCAUAGAUCAGAACCUCACAAAUGAACAAUCAGAGAAGCUGGAAUUCAAUCCCUUUCUUCGAUGCCACGAGGUUGACGUUGUGAAGGCAACAUCAUCCUCACAAAGUGCAUCCAUCGAUCACGGUCGUUCAUUGAUCUAUGAAAUUUGCCAACAUUUGAGAAAUGGGGAACCACUUCCAGAAGCCUGGAAGAACUUCAUAGAACAAUCAGAUGUGAAAGUUGAUCUCUCUGGUUGUCCUAUUGCAUCAACACAACAAGUGAAACAAGAAACUAGUACUCAUCAACAAGUAGCUCUAUCAAGAACAUGGUAUCAAACUUAUUGGUCCACUUUUGCUCAGCCACUACUCCAAACAUUCUUGCCAUACUUUCUUUUGUCAUUCUCAAUUCAUGGCCCUCUAAAUUGGCUACUAUCUUCAACAACAAAUCAUCCACUAUACUGGUUCUUUCCAUUCUUUUGGAUAUCCUCAGGACUACUAGCAGCAUUGGCUUGUGUAUUAGCAAAACUAUUGUUCACAACAACAAAACAAGAUGGAGGAAAAUCACUCAUAUGGAGCAAAAGUCUUUUGAUGGAAACACUAUGGCAAGCAUUUAGGACACUUGUUAGUGACUACUUCAUGGACAUGACAACAGGUUCAUUCUUGUUUGUCAUUUGGAUGAAACUCAUGGGAUCAGAAGUUGAACUAAGUCAAGGAGUUUAUGUAGAUAGCAAUGGAGUGUUGUUGAAUCCUGAAAUGAUAGAGAUUGAAAGAGGUGGAUGCAUAGGCAAAGAAGCAUUAUUAUUUGGACACAUAUAUGAAGGUGAAGGUGUAGUAAAAUUUGGCAAAGUUAGAAUAGGUGAAGGAAGUUUUGUUGGGAGUAGAGCUGUGGCAAUGCCUGGUGUAGUAGUAGAAAGUGGCUGUUGUUUAAAUUCUCUUUCACUUGCCAUGAAAGAAGAAAUUGUUAAGUCAAGGUGAAAUGGUUGUUGUUGUUGUUGGCUUUGUCAUUGAAUAAAUUACCAUCCCUAUAGUUUUUGUAUGCAUGAUUUUGAAUGAAAAAGAGGUGGAAAUGAAGGAAAGUUGUUAUGUUUUCCUUUUUACUUGGUUCUUUGUUUUCACAUUGAAUUUAGUAAAUGUGAAUGUAUACAAUAUAACAACUUUGGUUCAGUUCCAAACAAGUUGAGAUCGGUUAUAUGAAUCGUUACUA
Capsicum annuum is the source of this 7313-nucleotide messenger RNA. RefSeq lists its product as uncharacterized. The record is from RefSeq and is a predicted model, not a curated record. Gene Ontology annotation, molecular function: heme binding; phosphopantetheine binding. Gene Ontology annotation, biological process: lipid biosynthetic process. The transcript has 8 exons. NCBI's taxonomy places the organism in Eukaryota, Viridiplantae, Streptophyta, Magnoliopsida, Solanales, Solanaceae. Bases 131 to 7084 code for a protein of 2317 amino acids.